AUGGAAGUUUUAAGAGAAGAGCUAGAAAAAAUUUCAAGCAAGUACGAUAGCCAAGAGUUGUAUGUUGAAGGAUUCACACCAGAGCAAAUCUAUUAUCAGAUAGAGGAACUGUGCAAUACGAUUAUCCAAAGGUGUGAGGACUCCAUCGCCCGCCUUGAUCUCAAAUGUGAAAAGCCAAUUCCUCAGAACGAUAGAGAAAUAUGCCAUGAAGAGUCUUCAGGAGACGAAGAGAGGAAAGGCUUCUUCAAAGAGGACAAUAUUCCACCGGAGCCCUCGGGAUCGAACGAGGAUGGUGAUGAUGAAAAUACAACCGAAGAUGAGGGUGAGUCCAUGGAAUCCAAGGAUUUCGAUGCUUUUGCAGACAAAAUCUCUCAAAUGCCAGCUAGUGAAGCAAUCAAGCUUCUGGAAUCAAGAGUUAAGAAUAAUUCCGAAUGGUAUUCCAGUGAAGAGGAACUAUCUGACGAAGAUGGCGAAUAA
Messenger RNA from Encephalitozoon intestinalis ATCC 50506, 477 nucleotides. RefSeq lists its product as uncharacterized. The record is from RefSeq and is a predicted model, not a curated record. NCBI's taxonomy places the organism in Eukaryota, Fungi, Microsporidia, Unikaryonidae. The coding region runs from base 1 to 477 and encodes 158 amino acids. The transcript has a single exon.